AUUAUAGAGGCAUCAGCUGUGGACAGACUUCUUCCUUGGAUUCCAUCUUCCUUGAAUUCCAUCUUUAUUAAUUUCCUGGUUCCAAACAUGCAAAUAAUAAAAACUCAACAUAACAAAGCUGACAAGAAAAAGCUGACUGAAAAAAAUGACGGAAAUUAUGGUCUGCAAUGACAUUUUUAUUCAUGCCUUACAAAUUACAAACUGAUGGCCUGCAUUUUAAGACUUUUAUGAUAGCUAUAAUCUACAACAAAUAUGCGCUCUGUUUGCCAAGAUGCACUUUUUGUAUAACAGCUAGUUGUGUUCCACAAAAAAGAAGAUUUUGUUUAAAUAUGUUAAUUUAAUCUCUUUCAGUCUUACAAACCAAAAACAAAAGGUUUCUCUGCACAGCAAAGGGACUUCCCCUAUAAAAUAUUUACAUACAGUGGUACUUAAAGCUGCGUCUGAAUUCUGCCAUGUGCAGCCUCGUCUCAGGGGGAAGAUGCUGUUCUACCUCGGCCUAAUAGUUUACAGUCCUUUGUCUCUGGCAGUCACACAGUGUCCUCUGAAUCACUACUACGAUGGCCUCAGUGAGGAUUGUGAGCCUUGCGAAUUACGAUGCAAUUCCCCACCAGCAACUUGCACAGCAUCCUGUACUGAGAAUGCAUGGCCAGGUACUUCAGAGUCACAGGGCAUCAACCUAAGAGUGCUUUGGGUGGUUAUCUUAGUGUUCCUGGGAGUCUUGACCCUGGCCAUGACCCUGAUCCUGUAUCUGAGAAGAAAGACUGGCAAAACUCACUCCAAACCCAAAGUGCCCUGCCAGGAGGAAGUGGGACCAACAGAACUACCAGAGGUCUUCCAGACCCUAGCUGGGACUGGCCAAGCUAUCCAAGAACAGCAGAGUGAAGUCACUCCUAACUCCAGUCUGCCCCUGCCCUCCACCGAAGAAGGCAGAACUAUGUUAGUGACGACGAAGACGGGGCAGAGCUAUGGAAGCAGGAUGCAAAGCACUGACAGCGGGACUCUCUACCAGUGGAGGUCUGGAUUUGUGCCCUGAUUGAAGA
Sardina pilchardus (European sardine) is the source of this 1040-nucleotide messenger RNA. Its product is annotated as tumor necrosis factor receptor superfamily member 17. The coding region runs from base 479 to 1033 and encodes 184 amino acids. Gene Ontology annotation, biological process: tumor necrosis factor-mediated signaling pathway. Lineage: Eukaryota; Metazoa; Chordata; Actinopteri; Clupeiformes; Clupeidae. The record is from RefSeq and is a predicted model, not a curated record. Gene Ontology annotation, molecular function: signaling receptor activity. The transcript has 3 exons.